AUGGAUUUAUUACACAUAGUCCUUCUCACAGUUUUUGUACAAAUCCGGACAAUUCCCGCCACGAACGACACUCUGAACGCCUCCGGGAGCAUCAGAGAUGGCGAAAGUUUAGUCUCGUCGGGAGGGACCUUCGAGCUCGGGUUUUUCUCCCUCCGAAACCCGAGCAGACGGUAUCUCGGAAUAUGGUUCCGAAACAUAACCGUCCGGACUUACGUCUGGGUCGCCAACGGCCCGACCCCGCUCGGCUCCGGUGGUGGUAUACUACGCUUCGUGGGCCCCACCGGCAAUCUCGCCCUUCUCGACGGUGGGCUCAAUGGCACGAUUGUUUGGUCGACCAACUCGUCGGGCUCGGGCUCGUCCGCGCGGCUCCUCGACUCGGGGAACCUCGUAGUUCAGGCCGCGGGCCUGGAAUCAGGCCCGCCCGCGUGGCAGAGCUUCGAGCACCCGUCCGACACGUUCCUCCCAGGGAUGUCCUUCGGCGUGAACUACGUGCGGGGGAUCGACGCCCGCUACACGUCGUGGCGGUCCGCCGACGACGACCCGUCACCGGGGGACUACACGUCCCGGCUCGACCCUACGGGCUACCCGCAGAUAUUCUUGACGGGGCCCGGUGGGCGGGUCGUGAACCGGGUCGGGCCGUGGAAUGGGGCCCGGUUCAGUGGGGCCGUGGGCACGCGCAACAACCCGAGCCUCCGGAUGAGCCGGGACGAGGUGGUGUACACCGAAGACAACGAGGACCCGUCGGUCAUCACAUUACUCAAGGUCGUCCCGUUCGGGGUCGUGCAGAGGUGGACGUGGGACGGCGGCUCGUGGGUCGUGAAUUUCAACCUCACGAACGAGCCGUGCGACUCGUACAACCGAUGUGGGGCCCACGGGUUGUGUGAUGAUGGAGGGUCGUGCGGGUGUCUUGACGGGUUUGUACGCCGGCCUGGACUAGGGUGCGUGAGGAGGUCGGAAUUGAGGUGCUCGGGUGAUGUUUUCGAGAGGUACUCUGGGAUUAAGUUGCCGGAUGCUCGGAAUUGCACGGUGAAUGGCGAGGCGACGCUACUUUCGGAUUGUGAGGCCGAGUGCUCGAGGAAUUGUAGCUGCACGGCUUACACGGUGCUCGAUAUACGAGAAUCGGUUAGCGGCUGCCUAUUUUAUCAUGGGGACUUGGUGGAUAUCAAGGCCAUGAGGCAAGGUGGGCAGGAUCUUUACAUCAGGCUCGGUCCGGGCGGGUUGGGCUCUAAAGGGAAUAAUAACAGAGUGAAACUAAUAGCAACUGUAACAUCAGUUGCCGGAGUAUCUCUUGUGGCCGUGGGCAUCGUUUUCGUUUGUUAUCGGAAGAGAAUGAAGGAUAAAAACAGGAGAAAUUCGGUUGCAGGGCCAUUUAGUGGAACCGAACACGGUAAAGACGCGGAAUUACCGUUCUUCGACUUAUCCACAAUCUCGAAAGCCACAGGUCAUUUCUCGACACAGAACAAGCUCGGUGAGGGUGGCUUCGGACCUGUUUACAAGGGCACGAUGGAGAACGGACAGGAAAUUGCUGUGAAAUGCUUGGCGAAAGCCUCCUCACAAGGGGUCGAAGAACUGAAAAACGAGUUGACCUUGAUUGCUAAACUGCAGCACAGGAAUCUGGUGAGGCUUCUGGGCUUUUGCAUCGAGAGAGAUGAGAACAUGUUGAUCUACGAGUACAUGCCAAACGGUAGCCUUGACUUGAUUUUAUUUGACAAAACAAAAAGCUCGUUACUUGAUUGGAGAAUGCGGUUCAAUAUUAUCAAUGGGAUUGCCAAAGGACUGUUGUAUCUUCAUCAAGAUUCGAGGUUGAGAAUAAUCCAUCGAGACCUAAAGGCCAGCAACAUACUCUUAGAUGCCGAUAUGAACCCGAAGAUAUCAGAUUUCGGCCUGGCCAGGGGUUUCGGUGGGAGUGAAACCGAAGCCAAAACGCGCAGAGUCGUAGGAACAUAUGGUUACAUGUCUCCUGAAUAUGCAAUAGACGGGCUUUUCUCGGUCAAGUCGGAUGUGUUUAGCUUCGGUGUUCUUGUGCUAGAAAUUGUGAGCGGAAAAAGGAACCGGGGAUUCAGCUUGAAAGAUCACAAUCUCAACCUUGUUGCACAUGCUUGGACACUGUACAAAGAAGAAAACUUACGAGAGCUAGUCGAUGAUACUCUAGGAAAUUCGUUCGACUUUUCCCAAGUGAUGCGCUCAAUCCACGUUGGGCUUCUGUGCUUGCAAAGACGUCCGGAAGAUCGGCCGAGCAUGUCAUCUGUUGUUUUCAUGCAAGGAAAUGAAGUCGAGUUGCCUCCGGUUAAGGAGCCUGGAUUUUUCACUGAAAGGGACGUUACAGCUGGCGAAGGCUCGAGCGGAACAAAUGCAUUUGCUUCUGAGAAUCAAGUCACUGUUACAUUGCUGGAGGGCAGAUAA
Molecule: messenger RNA, 2403 nt
Organism: Striga hermonthica
Lineage: Eukaryota; Viridiplantae; Streptophyta; Magnoliopsida; Lamiales; Orobanchaceae
Source: the annotation of a GenBank genome assembly